Molecule: messenger RNA, 650 nt
Organism: Cylicocyclus nassatus
Lineage: Eukaryota; Metazoa; Nematoda; Chromadorea; Rhabditida; Strongylidae
Source: the annotation of a GenBank genome assembly
AUGUGCAAGGAGUAUGACAAGGAACAUAAACAGCUGGAUACGAAGCAUAAGCAACUUUGUCAUUUACUUGCAGCAAUCAAGGACAUUCCUGGACUCACAGUCAACGUGGUUGAUUACAAUGGGCAGAAUCCCUUCCUCAGCCAGCUCAACAGCACCCAUAAUUCAGAUAUUUUCAUUGGAAUGCAUGGUGCCGGACUCACACAUUUGCUGUUCCUGCCUGACUGGGCAGCGAUCAUGGAACUAUAUAACUGCGAUGACCGCGACUGCUAUAAGGAUCUAGCACGACUUCGAGGAGUGAAAUAUUUUACGUGGUCGCCUGGCAAGGAACAUUUGAUCUAUCCUGAGGACGCUGGCCAACAUCCGAGCACUGGUGCAGCGCAUAAGAAGUUCACCAGUUACCGAUUCGACCCUACAGAAUUCAAGCGGCAGGUUAUUUUGAUGGUGGAAUACGUACGACGACAUCCGAAAUUUGUACAGGAGAGGAGAAUAUUGCGAAGGGCUCGAAGAAAUGAAGAGCUUUGACACUGACAAAAUUCGGGCCUACUUUGCCUUCGUAAAUCUCUUGUUCACUUAGCUUGCAUUUGCUCAAAGACUUCGGAACUAUUACUUACACCAAAAACUCAGACAGUCGAAGAGAUACCUCCGGCGGG